GCCUAGAGAAACAGAAUGUAAGUUCGCGAGGUCGGGAUGGUUUGUAGAGGCUACAAGGGAUCCUCCUCGCCCACAAAGCAGAGAAAAUGUUCUGAACACACCCCUAUAUGCACCCCCAGUGAGGAGUGUACAGAACGUCUCGACCCCCAUCUAGACUCAAAUGGAGGAUGCACCCCCAGUGAGGAGUUUACAGAACGUCUCGACCCCCAUCUAGACUCAAAUGGAGGAUGCACCCCCAGUGAGGAGUGUACAGAACGUCUCGACCCCCAUCUAGACUCAAAUGGAGGAUGCACCCCCAGUGAGGAGUUUACAGAACGUCUCGACCCCCAUCUAGACUCAAAUGGAGGAUGCACCCCCAGUGAGGAGUGUACAGAACGUCUCGACCCCCAUCUAGACUCAAAUGGAGGAUGCACCCCCAGUGAGGAGUGUGCAGAACGUCUCGACCCCAUCUCCUACACUCAAAUGGAGGAUGCACCCCCAGUGAGGAGUUUACAGAACGUCUCGACCCCCAUCUCCUACACUCAAAUGGAGGAUGCACCCCCAGUACAGAACGUCUCGACCCCCAUCUACACUCAAAUGGAGGAGGACGGUGAUGCUCUAACCUCAACGUUUACUUUUAUGCCUUCCCCUAACCCUUGACCUCACUGAAAUUAUAUUUAACCUAAACCUUGUUCCUAAUCCUAACCUUCAUGAACUUCAACCCCUAUGGCUAGACAGAUAUAGCCCACAUCACUGGGGUGGCAGAUGAGACUCUCCUCCUACCAAAGGAUCAUUGUGUAAACCACCAGCUGCAAUACCGCCACGGUAUAUAGCCAAGUGUUACAGUAGAUGACUUGGACAUGAAGUCCCCCUGUGUAGCGAGGUGUUCCGGCGGUAACGUUUCCUCACAGCUACUCGUCCGUCACAACAGAAAGGACAAAAUAGGUCAGACAGAAUUGGUC
Molecule: messenger RNA, 941 nt
Organism: Salmo salar (Atlantic salmon)
Lineage: Eukaryota; Metazoa; Chordata; Actinopteri; Salmoniformes; Salmonidae
Source: RefSeq, a predicted model, not a curated record